Pyricularia grisea is the source of this 503-nucleotide messenger RNA. RefSeq lists its product as uncharacterized. The record is from RefSeq and is a predicted model, not a curated record. The coding region runs from base 82 to 366 and encodes 94 amino acids. Lineage: Eukaryota; Fungi; Ascomycota; Sordariomycetes; Magnaporthales; Pyriculariaceae. The transcript is spliced from 3 exons.
UACGGUUACAACUGCCCAUGCCACUGCAGUAAUAAACUCUAGACUACAAAUUGUCAGCAAAGAAAACAAGCUUCUUCAGCCAUGCAGCUCCUGUUGAUGCUUCUCCCGCUCUUGGCAACGCCUGUUCUUGGCGCCAUUGGCAGUUUAUGCAAAGCCAACAAGGUUACUGGCACCUGCCAGACGACAAGCUGGUGCAAAGGUCGCAAGGGUCAGCAGCCCGUGACCGGUGCAUGCCCAAACGACCCAGACAAUGUCAAGUGCUGCAUCUUCCCCGAAUGCGAGGGUGACGUGGGCAUGGGUUGCUUCUUGGAAUCCGAGUGCUACACCUACACUCAUCCGUCAGGGUCUUUGUCCGGGGCCGAGUAAUUACAAGUGCUGCGCAAUCCCUUGAAGUCUUGUUCGCUUCGUGGAAUAUUGGGCCGAUGAGAGGAUGACGCGGAAACUUGUUCGAGAAGAGGAGAAGAAAAGAACAUAUUAUUUGGAUCAAAUUGCGAGAUGAUCAG